This is a messenger RNA of Moesziomyces aphidis, 936 nucleotides long. Lineage: Eukaryota; Fungi; Basidiomycota; Ustilaginomycetes; Ustilaginales; Ustilaginaceae. The record is from the annotation of a GenBank genome assembly.
AUGCUCGACCACCUUACACCCUUUUUCGCGCUGGCAGCAGCUGCACUGGUACUUCUGCCGCUUCCUUACCAUAUCAAAAGCCGGAACGUGGGCACCCUCGCGCUGUCAAUCUGGCUAUUCAUCGGCAAUAUCGACGGCGCAAUCAAUUCUAUGGUCUGGUGGCACUCUACUUCGAACAAAGCCGCUUUUUUCUGCGAACUAAUGUACAUCGCAAUUCCCGCCUGCAAUCUUGUGAUCGCUCGCAAGCUGGAAAGCAUCGCAUCCACGAGGCAGGUCCACGCGACUGCAUCAGACCAACGGAGGUCGGUGAUUUUCGAACUCAUGAUUACCGUCGGUGCACCACUCGUUUACGUGGCGUUCAUGAUCGUGAACCAAACCAAUCGGUUCGGAAUCCUGGAGGAGGCCGGCUGCUGGCCAUUUCUGAAGUUAUCAUGGGCAUGGGUUGUGCUCGUCGCAGCCCCUGUCAUCGUGGUAUCAUCAAUUUCCGUCAUCUACAGCGUGCUAGCGUUCCGAUGGUUCUGGAUUCGAAGGCGCCAAUUUCAAGCCGUUCUGGCAAGCAGCGCCUCAACAAUCAACCAAUCGCGCUACGUCAGGCUACUCGCCCUCACGGCUGUGGACAUCCUUCUAUUCUUCCCAAUAUAUUUGGGCACGACAGCUGCCGAAAUCAGGAGCGCCAUCGUCAAGCCUUACGGCUCCUGGUCACAAGUCCACGAAGACUUCGGCAUUAUUCCGGAGUAUCCAGCCGUGCUAAUCGAGGCACAGGGGCUCGGUCCAAGCAUCAUUAUCUCGAAGAUUGUCUGCCCAGUCUCCGGGGUCAUCUGCUUCGUUCUGUUCGGUCUCGGACAAGAAGCUCGCCAGGGCUACAAGGCCACAGUGUUAAGGGCAUUGAUUGCCUUGAAGCUGCGUAAGCCGCCCAAGCGUCCAACUCCAGAGUAG